Messenger RNA from Rhopalosiphum padi (bird cherry-oat aphid), 891 nucleotides. RefSeq names its product histone-lysine N-methyltransferase KMT5B-like. NCBI's taxonomy places the organism in Eukaryota, Metazoa, Arthropoda, Insecta, Hemiptera, Aphididae. Gene Ontology annotation, molecular function: protein binding; histone H4K20 methyltransferase activity. The transcript has 5 exons. The record is from RefSeq and is a predicted model, not a curated record. Gene Ontology annotation, cellular component: nucleus. The coding region runs from base 1 to 891 and encodes 296 amino acids.
AUGUACCAAGAUCUAGUUGACAAGCCCAUGCCCUUCAAAAUAGUUGAGUGUCAUAGGUAUAAUGAAAUGAAUGGUGCAAUGGUGAUUGCUACGGAAACAAUCAACAAAGGCACAUACAUAUACCCAUUAAGUGGACAACUAUAUCCAGUAACUCAAAAUUUUAUAAAACCUGGCGUUAACGAUUUCUCCAUAGUGACGUCUUACGUUAACCGAAGAGAUUACAUGUUCCUAGGUCCCAUCAGCUUCAUCAACCAUGAUUGCAAGCCAAACGUCGAAUGGCACAGCAGAUCAAAAACUGAAACAUGUGUCAAAGUAAUAUCGAAUGUCCACAAAGGCCAAGAGCUGAAUGCCUUUUAUGGUCACCAUUACUUUGGCAUAAACAACUCCGAAUGCCUUUGUCGGACAUGUGAACUUAAUGAACGUGGUUCGUUCUCAAAAAAAACAUCGUCGACAAGCCAUGGAAAACGAAAACAAGAGACUAAUGAUGAUAAUGAUGUUGAUGAUGAUGAUGAUGAUGAAGACGAUGAUGAUGUUGAUAAUGAUGAUGACGAUGAUGAUGAUAAUUCAGAUGCUAAUAAACCUUACAAAUUUGUAGAAUGUGAUGUGGAACUUGAAAGUGUUGGACAAAUAUCUGAAAAUGAUUUGAACAAUAUUUUAGACUCAGAAGAUGGACAAGACACAAAUAAUAUAUACACCGAAAAUAAUAUAUCUUCUGAUGUUAGUACAUCUACAGUUGUGGAAUAUGAUGUGGGACUUGAAAGUGUUGGACAAAUAUCAGAAAAUGAAUUUAAAAGUAUUUUAGACUCAAAACAAGAUGGACAAGACAAAAAUAAUACAUAUACUGAAAAUAAUAACUCUCCUAAUGUUAGCACUUCUACAGGUAUACACUAG